ACCAAAAAGACCACAAGAUCUGUGGAAAUGAAAAUUGCGGGGUCAAUUUUGUGCAAAUUUCGGUGUUAUUUCCCUGGCAAAGCCAAAAAUGCCAGCUCACAAAUUCAGAGAUUCACCACCGCUGUUGCUCCAGCUAGCAACAUCCUCCGUUACUAUGGGCAACCAGCCCCUCACACGCAUCCCCACCUCUUCAAAAAGGAUGAAGUCACACCAGGACUUGAGAAACUGGAAUACAGACUUAGGCGAGAACUUCUAAUGAAGAGGAUAAUGGACUCGGGCCUUGGAAGGACAUUCCCCGAUAUGGACCAUUUAGUCGUCUUCACGUCUGCUCCGAAGUUAUACAUGUCUAUUGAUGUACCAUACUUUUACAGACAAAAUACGGAAUUCCUUUACAUGAGUGGCUUUAUUGAAGCGGACAGUGUUUUGCUGCUUCAUUCUCAAAAGAAAUUAGGAUCGGGGUUUGAGGAAGUGAUGUUUGUUACACAGCGGAAUGCGUCCAAGGAACUUUGGGAGGGUCCAAGCGCUGGUGUCGAGGGGGGUAGAGACUUAUUAGGCAUACAAAACGUAAAACCACUAGAUCACCUGGAUCGAUAUCUCGCAAAUUAUCUGAAAGAUUCGAACAAAUUUUGUUUGUGGUACGAGUAUCUGAAACCAGUUAAUCAGAAAAUCCAUUCGAACUCAUUUCUUCCAUUAAUGAAAGAGGCGAAUCGUGUUGAAACGCCGACCAAGAUUGUACAUCAUCAGAGAUUGAUGAAAUCGACAGCCGAGAUUGAGUUGAUGAGGAAGUCGAAUCGGAUUGCUUCAGAGGCCUUUGUUGAAGUCAUGAAGUUUACAAAACCCUGGAUCAAUGAGUCGGCUCUCUUUGCCAAGAUGGAUUUUGAGUGUCGGAUCCAUGGUGCUGAGUACCUGGCCUAUCCACCAGUUGUUGCAGGUGGCAACCGGGCGAACACGAUCCACUACAUCUCAAACAACCAAGUGAUUGCAGACGGUGAACUUGUCUUGAUGGAUGCUGGCUGCGAAUACCAUGGUUACUGCAGUGACAUCACUAGGACGUGGCCUGUCACAGGAAAUUUCUCCCCCGCUCAACGUGACCUCUACAGUGCCUGCCUGAUUAUUCAAGAACUCUGCAUCCAAAUGUGCCGUCCAGGAGUCACCUUGGAAGAGAUCUAUCGUGCAAUGUUGGCAAUUAUGGGUGAACAACUCAAGAAGCUAGGCCUCAUCCCUAGUAGCGUCAGUGCCUCUGAUGUCAUUAAGCUCACCCGCCAAUUCUGUGCCCAUCACGUCGGUCACUAUCUUGGAAUGGACGUCCACGACUCGGCAGAAGUUGGACGCAAUCUUGCACUACAACCAGGCAUGAUCAUAACAAUUGAACCAGGUAUCUACAUCUCGGCGACGAGGAAUGACGUGGACCCCAAAUAUCGCGGGAUAGGUAUUCGUAUCGAGGACAAUAUACUGAUCACAGAGACUGGACAUGAAAACCUUACUGCAAAUUGUCCAAAGGAUCCAGAUGUGAUUGAACAAAUCAUUACUGAUGGAAAAUCUUGAACUUACUAUAAACCAUAUUAUACGUAGAUCUAUUUCACCUGCCUCAAAUGGUCCAUUCACCACUUCCCUCAAGCAGAAAUCAUGUACAACUUCCCGUGCUUUGACUGAUCAAAACCCCUGCAUGUGAUCAUGGCUGUGCUGUCUGUGCUGAAAAAGCAUAAUAGCUCUCUUCUGAUAAGUCAAUACCUGUCGGGAUGUUCCAAAUUGCUUCUAUAGCGCUGCUUGAGGAAUGUUUUGAAUUGUUUGAAGGCAACUCACAUGUGCAUGUUAACAAAAUGCAAUAUAAAUAAAACCAGCUCAGAAGAUUGUCCAAAUGUGCAUUUAACCAUGUUUGUG
Molecule: messenger RNA, 1881 nt
Organism: Lineus longissimus
Lineage: Eukaryota; Metazoa; Nemertea; Pilidiophora; Heteronemertea; Lineidae
Product: xaa-Pro aminopeptidase 3-like
Exons: 7
Coding region: 28-1545 (505 amino acids)
Biological process (GO): proteolysis
Cellular component (GO): mitochondrion
Molecular function (GO): metalloaminopeptidase activity; manganese ion binding
Source: RefSeq, a predicted model, not a curated record